UUGCUCCGUCGCGACUCGACGACUUGUCAAGAGCAUCAUCGGCAACAUGGCCGCAGUUCAUGACGACUUCGCAGCCCGAACGAGACUGUCCGACUUCCAAACGGAUCCCAGCAGCGUCAGAGCGCCAGAUGCAGCAGAAGCAGCCCGUCGAGCGGCAACGGGUGGAGCGAGCACGACGAACAAUGCGGCAGGCAAUACCGACGUCUCACGUACAGCCGCGAGCGCUCACACCGUCUUGGAGCCCUACUUGUUGCUCGCCAAGUCGGCACGAGGAGCAGGCCUGGCUCAGCUUACCGCCAAAGUCACUGCAAGCCCAGAGAUCUGGUUCUUCAGCGAACUGCUCGACAUGCCAUCAAUCAGGGAGCUAGCCCACUCCGAGACACACAGUGGGCACCACAAGCUGCUCGAGAUCUUUGCCUAUGGGACUCUUUCGCACUACAGGCAAGCGGUAUCGACGACGCCGGAUCUGCCCAAGCUCGACCCUGCGCAAGAGAUAAAGCUGAAGCAGCUCACCCUGCUUUCUGCAGCGUCCGAUCAUCGCGUGCUACCCUAUAGUGGUCUCAUGAAAGCACUCGAGCUCACAAGCACGAGCGAGGUCGAAGAUCUCAUCAUAAGGACAAUCUAUGCUCAGGUCCUCUCUGGCCGACUGGAUCAAGCUCGCUCGCGCUUUUUGGUCGAUGAGGUCAUCGGACGCGACGUACGCUACCCCGAAGGUGUCGUCGAACUUUCCGAAAACCUGCGAGAAUGGCAAACACGGAUUGAGGCUACUUUGGGUGCCCUCAAUGAGCAGAUCGACCUUGUGCGCAAGGCAGAAACGGGUCAGGCAGAGUGGUGGAACAAGCUAGAAGCACAACGGCUAGCAGCUGCUCACGAAGUCAUCGCAACCGGGACGCCAGCCUUUUCGUCUGGAUUCCAACCCGCCGAUAAUAUGGACCUCGACCUCAUGAGCAAAGAGCGCGCCCAUCUGAAAGCGAGCGGACGCAAGAGAAACCGCAAAUAAUAUUGACAACAAGACGAAAACGAGUCGCUGUGCCGCAUUGCAACCGUGUUGUUGUCUGCCGUCGACGCGUCCCCUCACCCCCACCGCCUUGUUGCUGACCUGCCACUCGUUUCCGUUUGCACAGAUCACGGCAAAGGGUAUGAUGAAGGAAGCCGAAGAGCAGUCAUUGU
This is a messenger RNA of Mixia osmundae IAM 14324, 1170 nucleotides long. RefSeq lists its product as uncharacterized. Bases 47 to 1000 code for a protein of 317 amino acids. Gene Ontology annotation, cellular component: COP9 signalosome. The record is from RefSeq and is a predicted model, not a curated record. The transcript has 5 exons. NCBI's taxonomy places the organism in Eukaryota, Fungi, Basidiomycota, Mixiomycetes, Mixiales, Mixiaceae.